GCAGCGCGUGGUAGUCGUGCGUCACUCGACAAGCCGCGAGGACCAGUGGCAAUCAGUGAUCAGUCCUCCUCCUCCUGUGUCGCGAGUGUUGUGCUGUGCUGUGUCUGUGCCCAGUGCUCCCCGCAGGACCCCCGGAUUUUAUCCUCGGCGGGACCAGAGACUGAUGGGUUAAUCGGAGCCACGCGGAGCGGAAGAGCUGAAAAUGUGGUUCGAGGACCCAGGGACUGAAGAGUUCAGGGGCUUGAACCUGAAAACGCUGGACGUUGACGAGGCCUACUUGAACAUCACUCUCACACCAGAUGCUCCUCAAUCGCUGCACCUUUACUCUCUCACGAGCAACUGCCAUCAGUGUCCCUACUCGCUGGUGACGAGCAUCGCUUUCUCCACGAUUCUGACGGUCUCCGCUGCAUGGCACACCAAGUGGCGCCUCUACGCGGACAAAAGCGCAACCUUGCACAAACCAGUGUCCGACUCCAGGUUGCUGCACUGCGAGUUCUCAUCUCCGGAUUUGGGCGAGUUCGGCGUCUACGACGUCCUGGUGACCGAGGACAGAUGUCACGUCCACACGGCCAAGACCCCCGUCAACAUUUACGCACCAUUGAUACUAGCUGUCCUCGCAAUUUUAGCGCUUUUGACAGGGUACAUUAUUUUGGAAAACUUCUUGGAGUCACGGAAAAAAGUCAUCGAUGAGGACGAUCCUGACUAUGAGAAAAGUCCGAAGAGAAGAGUGAACUGUGUUGACACGUUUCGAGGGUUUGCGAUCAUCUUAAUGAUUUUCAUAAACGACGGAGGGGCUAGUUACGUGUUUUUAGAGCAUGCGACCUGGGAUGGCAUUCAUCUUGCGGACUUCAUUUUUCCAUGGUUCCUGUGGAUUAUGGGGGUCUGCAUUCCACUUUCCGUAAGGUCGAGUAUGAAAACCGGCGCGCCGAGGUAUCAAGUGCUCGGCAGGAUACUCAGGCGGACGUUCUUACUUUUCCUGAUCGGCGUUGCACUGGGCACGGUGGUGGACAAGCCUUUCCUAGAAUCAAUUCGAAUCAUGGGUGUGCUUCAAAGAAUUGCGAUUUGUUAUUUCGUUGUUGCUUUCUUCGCCACAAUCCUGUACUUCAACGUAAACUUCAAGAAUAAAUUCCUUGUCGCCCUCAAGGACCUUAUCAUUCCGUUGCCGCAAUGGGUUUUCCACGGUGCAAUCGUUGCUUUCCACACUUGGGUUGUCUUCACAAUCGCCGCCCCCGGAUGUCCCAAAGGGUACAUGGGUCCUGGUGGCAUUCAAAACAAUGGGAUUUACAAGAACUGCACUGGAGGAAUAUCCGGUCACAUCGAUAGGACGAUCCUAGGAGUUGAGCACACGAGAAUCUUCCCAUGGUCUGGAGUGGUCAACGUCUACAAGGGUCUACCUUUGGAGUCAGAGGGAGUCUUCAGUUCUCUCCUGGCAAUAUUCCAGACUUUCUUGGGAGCUCAAGCUGGCUACAUUCUGUUGCAUCAAAAAUCGGUAGCAGCUCAAGUAAAACGAUGGUUCCUGUGGGGUUUCACUUGCGGUUUGGUCGGAAUCGGGUUGAACUACCCUUGGAGUAACCCUCUUAUUCCAAUAGUGAAGGAUCUCUGGACUAUGUCAUUCGUUCUGAUCACUUCCUCGCUGGCCUUUUUCUUCCUGGGGAUUUUGGCCAUUAUCUGUGACCACAGUCGUAUAUGGUCUGGCGCUCCAUUCAGCUUUACCGGUAAAAAUUCCACAUUCCUGUACAUCGGGCACUUUUUGUGCUAUCAGAUGUUCCCAUGGCACUGGAUAUGGGGGAAGAUGAACACGCAUACCAUUCAGCUCGCCGAAAACUUGUGGGGUCUUUCUCUCUGGAUUCUUUUCGCAUACUAUCUCCAUCGCAAGAAAUUCUACUUAACUUUGUAAUCAAGCCCAUUUCAUAUAACCUCAUCAUCCAUUUCCCAUCAUGAAUUUUAUCAAAAAGGCAGAUCAUGUUUACUUUGUUUAACAUCCCUUGCCGCAAGACUGGAUAACUUCACUUUUGUGGAACACCUCUUAUCAUGUCGGCACAGAAUGUCAACCAAAAUAUUUUUGGUACACUAAUAUUUUAGCAUUCAAGACCUAUUUAGUGCCUCUAUUAUUGCACAAAGUUGUGUUCAGUUCAUGCCGGAGAAGAGUAAUUUUCUCUUUUAUUCAGCUGUGUGAACAAUAAAUCUAUAUGUCUCUGUAGUACAUAGAAAUUCAUUCAACUGUGUGAACGUUCAAUGAGUUUUUGAGUUCUGUGAUCUGAAAAAAGAACGUAAUUUUUUUAAUCAUAUCAUUACAUUUUGUACAUGUUAGUUUGUAAGUAGGUAUUUAAGUAUUGUUUUCCUUGAAUUAAUGCAUCACUUAUGCAAGCAAGAAAUAGAAAGGUUUCACUCCUUCAGUUACCUGAUACAAAAUACUAUAAAUUUAUGGAGCAAAAUUUGGAUAUAAAUAAAAAUUAAAAAUCAAUAUCAAAAGUUACAGAAGUUAUUUUCUCAGAUAUCGAUAUAUUACAUUCCUCGAUUCAUUUGCUCACUUUCUCUGUAACUAACGUGUUUCAUGUAAAAUAAUCCGGUCAUAUUGAUAAAAAGUAGAGGCUUUUAAAGACCUUUUUUAUGAAAGGUUUCAAAUUAGUACUAGGAUUUCGUGUUAUGUUUAUAAUUACAAAAUCACUUUCAAUGGUCUCAGAAAAUAAAGACAAUUUAUUUCAUUUUUCCACGUCGAAAAAUGUUUCGUCCGUUCAAACAUUCAUGCUUUACUUCAUCACAUAGUUUCCAUGUUAUUUAUUUUUAAAUACAUAUUUUUAUUUGUAAAUAACAA
Bemisia tabaci is the source of this 2815-nucleotide messenger RNA. RefSeq names its product Heparan-alpha-glucosaminide N-acetyltransferase (gene Hgsnat). The record is from RefSeq and is a predicted model, not a curated record. NCBI's taxonomy places the organism in Eukaryota, Metazoa, Arthropoda, Insecta, Hemiptera, Aleyrodidae.